CGUUGCCCUGGCAACCAGGCCAAAGGGACGCGGCGGCCCCGGCCUCCAAGCCUCCGGCUACAAGCCCCGGGCUCUUCGCCGGCCCUGCUCGCUUCCGGCACCAUGUCGGUGCGGACGCUACCGCUGCUCUUCUUGAACUUGGGCGGGGAGAUGCUUUACAUCCUGGACCAGCGGCUGCGGGCCCAGAACGUCCCGGGAGACAAGGCCCGCAAAGAUGAGUGGACAGAGGCGGACAGAGGACGAGUUCUGAAUGACAUCGUCUCAACCAUGUUCAAUCGGAAGUUUAUGGAGGAAUUGUUCAAACCCCAGGAGCUCUACUCCAAGAAGGCCCUGAGGACUGUCUACGACCGCCUGGCUCAUGCCUCCAUCAUAAGACUGAACCAGGCCAGCAUGGACAAGCUCUAUGACCUGAUGACUGUGGCUUUCAAAUAUCAAGUCUUGAUGUGUCCCCGUCCCAAGGAUGUGUUGCUGGUCACGUUCAAUCAUUUAGAUGCCAUCAAGGGGCUCAUCCGAGACUCCCCAGCCAUCCUGAAUCAGGUCGAUGAGACUUUCCAGCAGCUGACUGAGGUAUAUGGGGGUCUCUCUGCGGGGGAGUUCCAGCUGAUCCGGCAGACACUCCUCAUCUUCUUCCAGGAUCUGCACAUCCGGGUGUCCAUAUUUCUAAAGGACAGAGUUCAGAAUUCUAAUGGUCGCUUUGUGUUGCCCGUGUCCGGGCCUGUUCCCUGGGGAACUGAAGUUCCAGGACUCAUCAGAAUGUUCAACAGCAAAGGCGAGGAAGUGAAGACCGUAGAAUUCAAGCACGGCGGAAACUAUGUCGCUGCACCAAAAGAAGGUUCUUUCGAACUUUAUGGAGACCGAGUCCUGAAACUGGGAACUAACAUGUACAGUGUGAACCGGCCUGUGGAAACCCAUAUGUCUGGAGCAUCAAAGAACUUAGCUUCACAGACACAGGAAAGCAUUGCUCCAAACCCACUUGCUAAAGAAGAGCUGAAUUUCUUGGCCAGGCUGCUGGGAGGGAUGGAGACUAAGAAACCCAGUGACCCUGAGGCGAGAUUCCGGCUGAAUCUCUUCGCCACUGAGGAAGAGGAGGAGCAAGCAGCGCUCACCAGGCCAGAAGAGUUAUCCUAUGAAGUUAUCAACAUACAAGCUACCCAGGACCAGCAGAGGAGUGAAGAGCUGGCUCGGAUCAUGGGGGAGUUUGAGAUCACGGACGCGCCGAGGCAGAGCGCCAGCAAGGGGGACGAUUUGCUUGCCAUGAUGGAUGAGUUAUAGCUGUGCCGACCAGGCAUACCCCUCCCCUAUAGGGAGAGGCUGCCUGAUGAGGACCCUAGGGGAUGCCCCAGGGAGCGAAACGAUGCUGCUAGUUUCCUACUGGGUGAAGCCCUUCCGCCUUGUUCCUGUUUAUGUUGUAACGGACUACGUGAGUCUCCCUCCAGGAGCGCAGUCUCUGGAAGGAGCACGGGCACAUAUUUUCAGCAGAAUAUAUUCCGGCUUUUAAAUCGGAUCUUCCCCAUUUUCUUUCUGGUUUUAUGGCAACCAUCCAAGGCAUCCUGGGCCAUAGGUUCAAGCCCCAGAGAGGGAAGGGGGCAUUCCUGUCGCCACUUUCAAUUACAGCUUUCCUGUGGGGACCUACAGCUCACAGGUGCCUGGGAAUCGUCAUGAAACUUCAGAGCUUUCUGGGAUGUAUUCUGCCUUGUACGAGAGUUUGGACUAAGUGGAAAAGACAGUUGCCUCAAACAGUUAGGGCCCAGUUUAGACAGCCCUUCUCUCCCUGGUACACUGGGAACUGUAACCUCAGAGGCAGAGUAAGCAAGGCUGUGGCAGGGACACCCAGCUGGGCCCCACGCAGUGCAUGUGGGGUUUGAGUUCUCUGCACAUCUCUCUGUCCGUAUGAGGUGUGGGCUUAUACCACGUGGAGAUGUGUACCAAGGAAAUAUUUUGCUUUUCAGCAUGAUAUGUACUCCUUACCCCCAGAAUCUUCCUCUGCCACAGUGUUCUUUCCUCCUCGGGUCACCUAGCAUGAUAUGCCAUGACACCUGUCUCCUCUGCUUCACCGUCAGUGGCCAAGCAGAGCCUUAAGUGGGAGACAUGGGUGGCACAUGUGGUGUGCCACUGGCCCUUCCGCAGGGUGCCAAGUCUAAUUGGGAUGCAUGUAAAAUAUCUCAGGCCACGGCUGCCCUGAUUGCCUCAGGAAGGAGCGUCUGCCCUGCACCACAUGCUCAUCCCAGGACUAACUGGUGGGCUUGGGGCCAGCCAACAUCCAGAGGUCAGUGUCCUCUCAGUCCUCUGGAAGGAAUAUCCAGAAUGGCAGAGGGUAGGAGAGAAAGGGCAGGAGGAGGGUAGCUGAGCUGGUCAUUGCCUGAGACAGACCAACCACAGGGACCACUCAGGCUCCUCGCACCUGGGCAAGAGUGGAGGCAAACACAGUUCUGGAAUGUGAGGGCCAGGGAAGCUGUCCUUUAGCUUGCCCAAGGCAUGGGGUUUGGAUACAGAAAGGUAAACCACCAAAUAAAUUUAAGUUGCUUCCUA
Equus caballus (horse) is the source of this 2529-nucleotide messenger RNA. RefSeq names its product organic solute carrier partner 1 (gene OSCP1). NCBI's taxonomy places the organism in Eukaryota, Metazoa, Chordata, Mammalia, Perissodactyla, Equidae. Gene Ontology annotation, cellular component: cytoplasm; plasma membrane. Gene Ontology annotation, biological process: transport. The record is from RefSeq and is a predicted model, not a curated record.